CAAUUUAAUUGUCAAUUCAAUAUACAAUAUUCCUCAAUCUCAAAACGUAUUUAUUAUUAUUUAUUUUUAGAGUAAAGUAAAUAAUUAUUAAAUACGACUAAUCAUAAUGGCCGAAAACGUAAAUAUAGAUCUUUCAGGAGAAAUGAAUGCAACAACGGAGAAGAGAGGCUUUCAAAAGUAUGUCAAUGAUAUGGAAUUACUUGUUCAGCAUGUCCGCAGUGGAGCUGGUCCUGCAUUGCUGAUGGGCGUCAUCGCAUCGCGGCGGCCAUGGACACAAUUUGUUGCGACAGACAACUUUAAGGCUCCACCCUCAAUACCGCGACUUUCACGACGAUUUUAUAGAAACAUUGAAUAUUUUCAAGCUAAUUACUUAGUGGUUUUCCUGGGAUUAUUUGCAUAUUGUCUCAUUACAUCUCCUUUGCUGCUAAUAGCUAUGGUAGCGAGUUUUUUCGGAUAUAGAAAACUGACUUCCGGACCUAAUACUUGGAAGAUUGGUAGUUGGGAAUUAACGAAGACACAGCAGUACGGAUUAGCGGCCGCUGGUUCCAUGGCCUUGUGUUGGCUUGCUGGUGCUGGAGCAGUUCUCUUCUGGGUUCUCGGCGCAACUGUGACAGUGGUGGCGCUGCACGCGAGUUUCUUUGACUCGGAGACAUUGCCCGUUACCAACGACUCGGAUCAGUUCCCAAUGAUUGAGCAAGUGUGACAGAGUUACUUACCACUGUUUCUACCGCCACCCGGUCGCAUCUCGACGUCUCACUCACCACCAGUUCCAUAAAAGCCAUAUUACUUAUCUGUUUUCUUUAAUACUUGUUUCUGUGGGUAUCUCACACAGUACCAGGGAAUAUGUAAUAAAUGUAUAUAAUUAAAUAAUUAUUUAUAAACGUAUUAAAAUUGUAAGUAUUGGUAUUUUUUUAGUUCAUUAUUAAUUAAUUCUUGCCGUAGUCAAUUGGAGUCAAAAUGUUGUAGAAAAACAAUUAGACACUGCUCACUAUUAUAUUUUUGAGAAUGUUGAUAGCAUUUUUUAAUUAUAGCUUAAUUGUAAUUUAUAGUACUUAUUAUAUUCUUAUGCAUUAUUGUUUCAAACUCUUAGAUCUUCCAUCUAAUUUUAAUUUCAAAGAUUGUUUGUGCGUGAAAUUUUGAAAAAAAAAUAUAAUAUCUAUUUAAAAUUAUAGGUAAAUAAUGUAUAAACGUAUUUUCUAUCUUAUAAGCUAAAUAUCGAUAAGAUAAUCAUUAUAACACAUUUAAGUCAGCUUUUCACUAACUGCAUUGUGACACUAAUUUAUAUUACAACAGGCUUCAUAUUAUUAUAGUCUCGAAAUAUAUCAAACGUGAAUAAUCAAUAGAGAAAGCCACUGAAAGUAGGUAAGGCCUGAAUUUAUUUAUUUUGCUAUAUAAUUAAUUACUUAUUUUGGUGUCCUAAUCCAAAACCAUGUUUAAUUUCUAAUUAUAUUUUUUCUGUGCGUAAACAGUAUAUUUAUCGAAAUUUGUAAUUCAAAAUAAGGAUGAGUUGGUAAGUUAAUUAUAAAACAAUAUGUAAUGAUGUGGUAUUUACUUCUAAAAACGGGAAGUUAUAUUAAACUAUUUAAAAUUAGAGAUUAAAAUAUUAAUGUUGUAUGCCGAAAUUACUUGAAAUUAGUUCAGGGUGAUUGAGUAAUUAAUAUACUAGUUUAAUCUCUCUAUGUGAUUGCAAACUUAUUUCUUAUUACGUAUAUCUUGUACAUACUGUAAAAUGUAUACAUAUAAAAAUUUUGAUACUUACUUGUUUUAAAACACUGUUUUCGUCAAUGACAUGUAUAUAAAUAGUU
This is a messenger RNA of Achroia grisella, 1805 nucleotides long. Its product is annotated as prenylated Rab acceptor protein 1. The record is from RefSeq and is a predicted model, not a curated record. The coding region runs from base 107 to 703 and encodes 198 amino acids. Gene Ontology annotation, cellular component: Golgi apparatus. The transcript has 6 exons. NCBI's taxonomy places the organism in Eukaryota, Metazoa, Arthropoda, Insecta, Lepidoptera, Pyralidae.